CCGGAAUUAUACUUAUUUUAUAUACAAAAGUGAUUACAAUAUUGAUUGUUGUGUUGAUUGCGUUGAGAGUUAGAUAACUGUCACUGGAUUUGAGACAAUAGCCACACAAUAGUCACACAAUGAGACGCAACACAUGUUUACCACUUUUUGUGUUCAUAUUAAGUAUGUAUUCAUUGAAUGAAUGCAACGCUCAGUGGAAAGAGUUUAAAGACACAGUUUUGGGCACCGGAUGUCUCAUCACAAUCACACCCAAACUCACCACCGAUUGUCUUCAGGCCUUCGACAACGAACUCAACGCCAGACCCAAACAGGACAGGGAUCAGAAGGUGCUGUGCUGUGCAUAUCUGUCGCUCCAGUCCUGUGUACUGAAGAUCGCGGAGAAAGAGUGCAAUGAAGAGGGAGAAGGAGUGGCCAAAAGUUUCCUCAAAACAAUCAAUCGAAGCAUUACUUCAGAUGAUUGUAUUGAUUACGGACUCAUCACUUGCAUCACAAUGACUCAGAUGGCGGUCGGGGGUGCGCUCGCACUCGCACUGCUUUUGCUGCUGUCUUGCAUUUGUUGCUGUUGUUGUCGAGGAGGCAAACACAGGGGUCGUGUCGUCUAACAUGAAUAACACGCGUCAUCCCAAAUAAUCUUAUUAUAGCCCUAUUAUAGCUAUACUUUUGCCAUAUAUCACAGAUUGUAGCAUGGUACCUUUCAAUUGUACUCCUCAUA
This is a messenger RNA of Medioppia subpectinata, 712 nucleotides long. Lineage: Eukaryota; Metazoa; Arthropoda; Arachnida; Sarcoptiformes; Oppiidae. The record is from the annotation of a GenBank genome assembly.